CAACGGUUGGUGUAUCAAUCCGAGGAGAGCGCAACAGAAAAACAUUUGGAAGAGCAGAAAGUAGUGUGCUGCAUGUCGAUGCGCCCAAAGACUGCUGGAUUACACGGAUGCAGGAGAUGUAGCAGAGGUAGACAGAGGUAGAUCUUAAACUGUUGGAUUUUUACAUUUAUAACAGGAGGUCGAAGUGAAGACAAUGAUGAUCCCUGUGACAUGUAGGACAGGUCUGCAGGUGUGUUUUCUCCUACUCUUGGUGGGACAGACAGAUGGCAAAGUGACGGCACCGGCACGUGUAAAAGCAGCGCUGGACAAGCCCACUACACUUUUGUGCACUGUUUCGAGGGAACGCGGUGAAUUCUUGAGGCAGGUCCGUUGGCUAGACGACCAGAACCAGACUGUGCUGAGCUACCAGCCAGGAAACCGAGAUAGCGUGAGCGGACAACAGCACGUGGAGCUCGCCCUCUCACCCAAGGAUACCUCGGCUAUCAACAUUCGCAGGGUGGGCUUCCGCGAUGAGGGUUGCUACACCUGCAUAUUUGACCUAAACCCUUCAGGUUCAAAGCAGGGACAGAUAUGUCUCACUGUUGACGCCGAAGUCACAUCUGAGAGAAACAAAACAGCAGUGAGCGGCAAGAAGGCCUCCCUGUCAUGCUCCUUUGGUCUUCCCGAAAAAGUGCAGCAAAUACUUUGGAAACACACUCCUGCUCAAGGCGAAUCAACAGAGGUGGCCUCUGUUGCAAAACGGAGUGACCCUAUGAUUGAACCAAGCUAUCAGGGGAGAGUCUGGCUCUCUGCUUCCCUGUCACACAGUCAGCUUACUAUCCAACCUGUUGCCAUUGAGGAUGAGGGUUGCUACACCUGCCUCUACGAGACACAUUCUGAGGGAACAAAGAGCUCUAUGGUCUGUCUCUCCACCUAUGUUCUACCAAAACCUCAGGUGAGCUACAAGACCACUUCUCCAGGUGUGAUCGAAGCCAACUGCACCUGUGUGUCUCGGCCCCCUGCAGAGAUCGUGUGGAACGUGGAAACAGACAACCGCACCAUGGGCCCCCCUGUGACCAUGCAGCACCGCCAGGAUGAUGGGACCACUCUGGUCAUCAGCAUACUGACCGUCAAAUCAGGGUUGCUUAAAGAUGUGUCCAUCAAAUGCUUGGUGCAUCACAAAGGGCUCGAGUCACCCAUCGCUGUAUCCAUGAACACUAAGAUUGGCACAGCUCUCACCAUCCUGAUCUCAGUCACGACGGUCGCAGCUCUGCUGGUGAUGUCUUUGUGCUUCUGCCUCUGGAAGUGCUUUUUGCGUAAAGAAGACGAUUAAUCUUAUUCACGAAAGCUGAAAAGAAGAGGCCAUGCUUCUUAGGACCGUCCCAAAGAGACCUUUUCCUGCCGUAUCAUCAUCAUCACCACCAUCUUUAUGAGUAUGUGGGUGGAAAGGGAAGAUGCUCUCAAAUUCCUUAUGGGCUGUCCAGCACAAUCCUAUUUAUCAUCAACUACUGGAUGACAUUCAGCUUUGCUCUGACUCUUCCAUAGCUUUCACUUUUUUCUAUCUCAGCUCUGUAAUUGAUUGAGUCGAUGGCUGCACAUUCCACAACAGCAGCCUCUCUGUGCAGCUGAGUGUUGUGGAGUGAUUUCUGCAGAACAUUACAUGUCCUCAAAAAACCUUUCUCUGGUUUCCUCUGUCUUUUCAUGAACCUUAAAGAUGUGUCCUAAUGUUUUGUAUCUUUCUUACUUGCUAACUCCAGAAAACAUAACAGAGAACCACAUAUAUAUAUAGAUGUCUAUAAAUAGAUUUAUUGUAAAUCUUGUCUCUGUAGUUCAUUUUAAGAUCCGGAUGGGGUUAUAAGGUCUAUUAGAAGACCUGGUAGUGGUCCCUUUAAAUUUUUUGUGUAAAAUAUAAAGUGCCCUCCAGAAGUAUUUAUACCUGAACAACUAACUUUGAUGUAUUUUCUUGAGAUUCUAUGUGAUAGACCAAUACAAAGUAAUGCAUAAAGUUUUUAAGAUUAGAACCAAACGUAAUCUUUGAGCCUACUUGCAAAGCACUAAGUGUGACAGAAAAUGAACACUGCACAUUGCCCUGUAGACACAAUCUCCACAAUGAAACCUGGUGGUAGCAGCAUCACGUUGUAAGAAUGCGCUUCUUCAGCAAAGACAGGAAAGGUGGUCGGACUUAAAAGUUGCACUCCACAAAUGCUCACAGGCAAUCUGACUGAGACUGAGCUGUUUUAGCAAGAAACAAAUGGGCAGAUAUUACAGUCUCUUCCAUGUCAGUGGUUGCAGCAUGACAAUAUCAUAAAACGUUCAAGGGUCAUGUAUACUUUUGCAAGGCACUGGAUUUCAAAUGUUUUUGUAUAACUCUGUCUUUUUGCAAGUUUUUUUUUCUUUUUUUUUUCUUUGCAGGCACGUUUUUGUUAAAAGGUUAAAUUCCACGGUCAGAUGGCUUGAAUCAGUUGCUAAACCCUUUUAGUUACCUCUGAAGGGAAUGUGUGUCUUGCUGCUCACCAUGCAGUCUCGACGCCUUUAAAAAUUACUUAAGGACUACAGGUUAAACAUCUCAAAGGGCCAGUCUGUUCUUUAAAAAUCCUUUUCAGUCUGGAUCAAACAGACACAAACAUCAAAGCAUAAAAGGAAAUGCAAUGAAGCUUCUAGUUGAUUUUUUUUCCUUCUUUACAUUUCUACACUGGCUUGUUAUUAUCAAAGCUGACUUGGAACACUCUGCUUACUGUGAAGCGUAUGAUUUACAUUUUGUUUACUUUGUUGACAGACGUAAGAUGUGAAAGUCAUCAUAAUUCUGUUAGGAAUGUCAUAUUCCUGACCAAUCACACAAAAAAUACUAUAUUUGAACUGUAUUUCAGUAAAGACACAUUAUGAAAACUAAACACAUUAUGUAAAAUAAAUGUAAAAGAACAAUAAAAGGACUAAAAAACUAA
This is a messenger RNA of Girardinichthys multiradiatus, 2921 nucleotides long. RefSeq lists its product as uncharacterized. NCBI's taxonomy places the organism in Eukaryota, Metazoa, Chordata, Actinopteri, Cyprinodontiformes, Goodeidae. The coding region runs from base 194 to 1312 and encodes 372 amino acids. The record is from RefSeq and is a predicted model, not a curated record. Gene Ontology annotation, molecular function: cell-cell adhesion mediator activity. The transcript is spliced from 7 exons.